This is a messenger RNA of Tyto alba (common barn owl), 4279 nucleotides long. RefSeq names its product diacylglycerol lipase beta (gene DAGLB). Gene Ontology annotation, biological process: lipid metabolic process. The coding region runs from base 83 to 2107 and encodes 674 amino acids. The transcript has 15 exons. The record is from RefSeq and is a predicted model, not a curated record. NCBI's taxonomy places the organism in Eukaryota, Metazoa, Chordata, Aves, Strigiformes, Tytonidae.
CGCACAGCCGGCCCGCGGGGGGGCGGGCGGCAGCGGGAACGAGAACGGGGACGAGAGCGGCGGCGGCGGCGCGGCCCGGAGGAUGCCCGGGCUGGUGGUGUUCGGCAGGCGCUGGGCCAUCGGCAGCGACGACUUCGUCCUCCCGGGGGCCUUUGAGCUCUUCGUCAGGCUGGUGUGGUGGAUUGGAAUUCUUGCUCUUUACACAGUGCAUAAGGGGCAGUUUAACUGUCCCGGUGGAGGAUUACUGCACAGCUACUUGCUUGUCCUCCUCGUUCUCUUGGCUUCUAUAAUAUGUGUCUUGUCUGCUCUUGUAUACAUCAGUAUGCAAGGAACAAUUUCUAAUCCGGGCCCAAGAAAAUCACUUCCCAAGCUACUUUAUACUCGCCUACUUCUCUAUUUGCCUGAAUUCAUCUGGGCUGUCGUAGGAGCUGUGUGGGUGUCAGACAGCAGUGUGCGCUGCGAGAAGACUGUGAUAAAUGUCAUCAUUGGGACAGUUAUUGCAAGCUGGGUUAUCAUCAUCUUUACCAUCAUUGGAGUUGUAAUCGUCUUUGAUCCUCUUGGGGGGAAAAAGACGUUUUACCUCACCGAUAGUGUGAAUCGGAACCUGGAAAGCAGUCAGUCAGGGCAGUUGCUAUAUAAUGUGAAGAACACUGCCACCAGAGUCUGGGAAAAAAGAAUCCGGUUACUGUGUUGUUGUAUUGUGCAAGAUGAUGAUCAUCGAGUGGCUUUUACAAGUAUUGCAGAGCUUUUCCGCAACUACUUUUCAGACACUGAUCUGGUGCCAAGUGACAUAGCAGCUGGUUUGACUCUGCUCCAUCAAGAGCAAGACAAAAUGGAAAGUUGCCCCAAAGAGCCUGAAGAAGUCCUGUGUCAUUCUCCACCAUCUCUUGUGACAGAUGAUUUGGAUAUUGAACUGGAGAAUGCUGCUCACUACAUGCUGUUUGCUGCAGCUGCUUAUGGAUGGCCCUACUACGUAUACACCAACCCAUUUACUGCACUCUGUAAGCUCAAUGGCGACUGUUGCGGAAAUAGACCAACAGAUUCUGAUAUAACUGGCAGUGAUCGUCAUAACUUUCACUUUGGAUCCAUCCUAAAAAUAACAGGACUGCAGUACAGAGACUUCAUUCAUAUCAGUUUUCAUAACAAGAUCUAUGAGAUUCCUUUUUUCGUUGCUUUGGAUCACAAAAAAGAAGCUAUUGUGGUUGCAGUGAGAGGAACCUUGUCUUUUGAGGACAUUCUCACUGAUCUGUCAGCAGAUUGUGAAGACUUGACACUGGAGGAUGUUCUCGAGAAUGGCUUUGUGCAUAAGGGAAUAACUCAAGCUGCAAAUUACAUCUAUCAAAAGCUAAUAAAUGACGGAAUUUUAAACCAGGCUUUCACAAUUGCUCCAGAAUAUAAACUUGUGGUAGUUGGUCACAGUUUGGGUGGUGGAACAGCUUCUAUAUUGGCGAUCAUGCUCAGGAACUCUUUCCCAACAUUAAGAUGUUAUGCCUUUUCUCCUCCAGGAGGACUGCUAAGCAAAUCACUUGCAGAUUAUACUAAGCACUUCAUUGUUUCAGUCAUUGUUGGAAAGGACCUUGUUGCAAGGCUAAGUAUGCCCAACAUGGAGGAUUUAAAGAGGAGAAUAGUGAGAAUUGUGGCAAACUGCAACAGACCCAAGUACCAGAUUUUGCUGCGUGGGUGUUGGUACGAAGUAUUUGGAGGAGAUCCGGAUAACUUCCCAACGGAGCUGGAUGGCAGAAACCAAGAUGCCCUUACCCAGCCACUGCUGGCUGAGGAGAGUUUAAUGGUUCAUCGGUCACCUUCGUACAGUACCCUUGAGGAUGAAUCACACUUAAAUUCACCACCUCAAUAUCCUCAUCUGUAUCUUCCUGGAAAGAUUAUCCAUGUUGUAGAAGAAUCCAGCUCCAGGAGGUGGUGCUCUUCAGAUAUUAAAUAUAUGGCAAGAUGGUCAAACGAAACAGUCUUCAGCAGCAUUUUAAUAAGUCCCAAGAUGAUAACAGACCACAUGCCAGAUGUUGUGCUCAAGGCUCUGGACAGUUUGUCUCAGGAACGUGGACUGUGUAUUUCCUGUCAAACACGAGAAUGUCACACCAAUGUGGUAUAACCACAGCUCAAAGCUGAGGUGUGGGGGUUUUUUUAUUGCAGGUUUAAAGUAUUCAGGACAUGUUCCACUUAGGUAAGAAAGUGGAUUUCAGUACUUUUCUCACAUUGCAUAAAAUAAACAAGGGUCUUAAUGCCCUUGCAUCUGCAGUGACCUCAUGCUGAUUAAAGCACAGAUUCUGCAUUUAUGCUGAAGGUUGAGCUUUCACAAAAUGGAACAGCCUGCAGCCUUCCAGCUAAGCCUGUGUAAGCUGGUACACCAGAGCUGAGGCGCCAACCGAAUACUUGCCCAAAGCAGGGGUGUGCAUGAGGAUGGCUUGGCUGAUGCAUUACAGCAGAGCCCUGUCAGACCUUAAAAAAAUUACAAUCCAGUUCUGCUUCAGUCACUUCACGCCAUUGUCUGAGCAGCCUGUGCCUGACCUCGGCACAGCCCGGCAGGUGCGGUGUGAGCGGAGCGCCGGGAGCGUGACAUGGCCUGAGAGGCUGGAGGGGUGAGUGCACCAGGGUGCGGCAGGAGGAGCGCGGGCCCCAUGCAGGCCCCUAAGUGGGUGGGUCUGAUUGAGUUCUGAUUGAUUGCACUAUUUUUCUUACAGAGGGUGGUAGUUGGGGGGGGGUUGGGGGGAGGGCAGGGGGAGUGUUGUGGAUAAAUGCUGCUAGGAUAUACAUGUGCAAUAUUCUUUAAUCUACCUGUCUUUAUAUUUGUUGAUCCACAUGACUACUUUUACUGAUUUUAAACUAAACUGAAACUACUUAAUGAGAAGAAAAAAAAUUACUUUGUUCAUGCCCUGGCAUCGCCUUAUUCACAAGCUCUAACUACCAUGAGUACUGAUCUAAUUGUCCCAAAAUUAUUUAACCAGUUUUACUGAUUUUUAAAAAAAUGGAUUCCUUGUUUCUAGUGUGCAGCUAUUUUGGCCGUUUUUUUUGAAAGCUCAGCAGCAUUUCUUAUUAAAAAAAAAUUGAUAGAAAUACAUAAAAGUACUAUGAUAUAGUUGAGAAUAACUGUGUGGAUGUUCCUGCUGUGAUACUUAAUAUGGAAACAAAAUAAAAUGCACUCUAAAAAACCUGUCUUUAUUAUUCUCAGGCAUGCUGGGUGUGACAAAACUCAGCGGUUUGUAGCUGUUCAAAGGGCCAGCGGCUGUGCACCCCUGGUGAAGGCCCAGCACCAGCUCCCUCCCUGAGGCAGCAGCAGGGAGUCACCCACCCUGUCCUGCAGCUCCCCCGGAGCUAACCUCUAUAGCAUGCCUCUACCUUUAAAAGGCUAAAACCAGAGACAUUUAAUCCCAUACUUCAACCGAGCCAUCACCUUACAAGCAGUUAAAGGAAGGAGUUUUAGAGGAAAAUAUAACAUUGUGAAACAGGUUUUUUUCCCUGGUUGGCAGCAGCUUUAAAGCAUUGUAUCAGCUAGUAACAACUCUAAUGCAAGGCCUCUGGAGAAACGUUGCCAAAAGUACCAUAUUUAAUUGUGGUUCUUAACAUGAAGGCAUCACUGAAAGCAGCUGGGGUUAGCACACAUGGCCCAAGGAGAGCCCUACACCACCAUGCUGUUGGUACCAGAAGAAGAUUGAGGGUGGUACAAGAAUGAGAACACUUGCUCAGAAACUCAAACAUUACCACACAUGUGAUUCAAGGAUUUAUUAAGUCAUACAUGCAAAACAUACUGCUAAUUGCAUUAGCAAAAGAUCAAUGUAAAAACUUCACAAUUUUGCAACUUUUACUUUUAAAUUUUGCUUUAGUGGUUGAAAGGGUGUAGUUCAACACUGUAUUCCUGCCAGUUUAGAAUGUACAGAACAUUAGCACAAAUUUACGGAACCUCACAGACCCAAGUUACCAUUACUCAAUCUAUGCUGCACGUGUACAUGGAGUGACAAACAACACUUGUCUGCGUUAGUAAUGUUACAGUGGUGAGGAGAUCUGGCAAAUAGUGAUAGUAUAAAGGUUUAAAAUACAAAAAUUACUAAAUGUGUAAAGCUGCUUCACAUGAUUUUUACACCUAGUUAAUAGACUAAAAGCUCCUCAGAAAGCAUAUAACUUAUUGGGUCUGAAAAAAACAGGAAAUGAGGAUAUGCCUUAACAUUCUACUCUACAAAAAAAAAAAGCAAUUUUCUAUCAUCUGAAAGGUUUUAAAAUACGAGUUAUAUUGCUCAGUAAAAAGAGAUUCUACAAGAAAAGCAUUUAC